AUGUCGACUACCGAGACUGUGAACUUGGAAGAGACGACGCCAAUCAUUCCAAAGACCUGCAAGGCUGGCGUUGUAGUCAACCCUGGUCCUGACUUCAGCAUUGAAGUCCAAGAUAUCCCAGUACCUGAGAUCGGCCCUGAGGAGGUCUUGAUCAAGCUCAAUGUCACCGGUCUCUGUAUGAGCGAUGUCCACUUCAUGAUGGAGGACUGGGGCAUGCCACCAAUGUCCCAAUUCGGCACCAAGUGCGCCGGCCACGAGGGUGCAGGUGUCAUCGUCAAAGUUGGAGAGCGUGUCAAGAACCUCAAGGUUGGGCAAAGAGCAGGACUCAAGCCUAUCCAGGAUGUUUGUCACACUUGCGAGUACUGCAAGACAGGAAGGGAGACCUACUGUCUGAGUUGUGUCAUGACUGGUCUUCAUAUUGAUGGCUCUUACAAGCAAUACAUCGUCUCACCUGAGCGCUACACAUCACUCAUUCCUGAUGGUGUGCCAGACGAGAUUGCUGGACCUAUCAUGUGCUCUGGUAGCACUGCAUACACGUCCAUCAAAGAGUCUGGCCUUCGUCCUGGUCAAUGGGCUGUCUUCCCCGGUGGUGGCGGUGGUGUCGGUAUGCAAGCCGUCCAGCUGGCCAUUGCCAUGGGUCUUCGAGCCAUCGUCAUCGACACUGGAGCUGAGAGAAAGGAGACUUGUCUGAAGUACGGCGCAGAUGAGUUCAUCGAUUUCAAGGAGGUCGAAAACCCAGUUGAGAAGGUGUUGGAACUGACCGGAGGAGGUGCUCAUGCUGUGUUUGUUACUGCUGUUCAAUCAUACCCCAUCGCCCAAGGUUUCCUCGGCCACAGAGCUGGUGCUCAAGUCAUGUGCAUUGGUCUUCCUCCUGCUGGAAAGUACAACAUGGAGGUCAACCCUUCAGCACUCGCUUUCCGCAACCAGUCCAUCAAGGGUACGCUCGUUGCCGGUAUGGCUGAUGUUGAUGAGACCAUGGACUUUGCUCGUAGGGGAAAACUUCGCCUCGAGCCUACCGUCGUUGGCCUCUCCAAGUUCAACGAAUCCGUACAGAAGUUGAAGAACGGACAAGUCGCUGGUCGCAUUGUCGUCGACUUCAACAAAGAGUAA
Aureobasidium pullulans EXF-150 is the source of this 1110-nucleotide messenger RNA. Its product is annotated as alcohol dehydrogenase. The coding region runs from base 1 to 1110 and encodes 369 amino acids. Gene Ontology annotation, molecular function: oxidoreductase activity; zinc ion binding. The transcript has 6 exons. The record is from RefSeq and is a predicted model, not a curated record. Lineage: Eukaryota; Fungi; Ascomycota; Dothideomycetes; Dothideales; Saccotheciaceae.